AUGGGCGAGGGGUCUUCCUUCACGCCGGAGGAGAUGCGGCAGUUGCGAGAAGCGACCGCAUUUUCCGAGGCACAAAUUGUUCGACUUCAAAAGCGGUUUGCGACGCUCGCUCAGGGGGGACGGGGAGUCCUGACAGCGGAGGCGCUCAGCUCCAUCUCCUCAGUGGCCUCAAACCCUCUCCUCGGGCGUGUACUGGCGGUGUUGGAUACAAGUGGGGAUGGAAAAAUUGACUUUAUGACGUUUGCAAAGGCCCUUGCCGUUUUUUCCCCGCAGGCUGACAAGCGGGAAAGACUGCGAUUUACCUUCAAGAUGUACGAUGUUGAUGGCGACGGCAAGAUCAGCAACAAGGACCUGUUUGAGACGCUGACGAUCAUGGUGGGAACCAAUCUCACGGGGGUUCAGCUGCAGCAGAUCGUGGACAAAACAUUUAUUGAAGUGGACCUGAACCGUGACGGGUACAUUACAUUUGAAGAAUUUGAGAAAUUGUCCCUCCUGAACAAUUUUGGAGAUCGCCUUAGCCUCUCCAUUUAG
Messenger RNA from Trypanosoma cruzi, 531 nucleotides. RefSeq names its product calcineurin B subunit, putative. The record is from RefSeq and is a predicted model, not a curated record. The coding region runs from base 1 to 531 and encodes 176 amino acids. The transcript has a single exon. Gene Ontology annotation, molecular function: calcium-dependent protein serine/threonine phosphatase regulator activity; calcium ion binding. NCBI's taxonomy places the organism in Eukaryota, Euglenozoa, Kinetoplastea, Trypanosomatida, Trypanosomatidae.